AAACAAACAAACCCUAGCCCAUUCCCUCCUUUCUCAUUCCCCUUCUCUCUGUCUCCCUCUCUCGACUUACAACCAUAAGCUGACAGAGACGACUAAUGGAUUCAGACGAGGGGAAGCUCUUUAUUGGGGGAAUAGCAUGGGACACCACGGAGGAAACUCUUCGAGACCACUUCUCCCAGUACGGAGACGUUUCCCAGGUUGUAAUAAUGCGGGACAAGACUACUGGUCGACCUCGUGGCUUUGGUUUCGUGGUUUUCUCCGAUCCUUCAAUUCUCGAUCGCGUCCUCCAGGACAAGCACACCAUCGAUGGCCGUACUGUUGAGGCUAAGAGAGCUUUAUCAAGAGAAGAACAACAGACCUCCUCUAGAUCUGGUAAUGUUAAUGCUGGUAGGGGCUCUAGUGGUGGUGGUGGUGGAAAUUUUAAGACCAAAAAAAUAUUUGUCGGUGGUUUGCCAUCCACCCUGACAGAAGAUGGCUUCCGUGAAUAUUUUGAAAAUUAUGGUCAUGUAACUGAUGUGGUGAUAAUGUUUGACCAGCAUACUCAGAGGCCUCGUGGCUUUGGAUUUAUCACCUUUGACACUGAAGAUUCAGUUGAUAGAGUACUUCACAAGGUCUUCCAUGAGCUGAAUGGUAAACUUGUAGAGGUAAAACGGGCACUCCCAAAAGAUGCAAAUCCAGGUAGUGGGGCCCAUGGUGGGGGAUAUCAAGGUUAUGGUGCCUCUGGUGCCAAUACAAAUGCUGUUGAUGGUCGAAUGGUUGGAAACAGAUAUAUGCAGACUCAAACUUCUGCAGGUGGGUAUACACCUUAUUCUGGUUAUGGCGCACCAAGUUAUGGUUAUGGUGCAACAAACAGUGGAGUUGGUUAUGGUGGUUAUGGUAGUUAUGGUGUUGGUGGAUAUGGAGCUGGGAACACCGGGUUUGGUGGUCCAACAGGGGCAUAUGGAAUGCCUGGUGCCCUGAAAAAUAAUUGGGGUGGCCAAGUUCCUUCCAAUUAUGGUGGGUCAGGUUAUGGUGCAAAUGCAAGUUAUGGGGCCACAGCUCCAUGGAGUGCAUCUGGUGGUGGCAAUCCUGCUUCAGCUCCUAUGGGUCAAUCUCCAGGAGGAACUUCUGGGUAUGGAGGUUAUGGUUAUGGCAAUUAUGGUGGAAAUGAUGGUCCUUAUCCUGGUGGGUAUGGAGCUGCUGUUGGGCGCAUUGGAAAUGCCCCAAAUAACAGCAGUGGAGCUGGUGGGGGAGACCAACAAGGGAGUGGGGAUGGUUACCCAGGUGGUGGCUAUGGUGACACUAAUGGGAAUUCAGGAUAUGGCAAUGAAUCUUGGAGGUCUGAUCCUGCACAAGUAUCUGGUAGUUAUGGUGGUGGUCAUUCACGGCAGGCACCACAGCAGUGAUUGAUGAUGCCUUAAGUUUUGCAGGAAUUCAUACUCAGGCUUAUAUUCAUAUGUCAUUGGUGGUAGAACGAAUGUAUGAUGGCAGCGGAUACCAGGAAUGGUUGGAUUGCUUGAAACCUCAGCUGUAGUUUGCAGUAGUUUUCAGCUAGUAUAUAUGGCUAGUAUUUCCAAGUAGUGGCAAUAUCUCUUAUCUAUUAGUCUUUGAUCUCAAGUUGCAAUUGUUAACUUCAAGUUAUUUGUUGUUUUAUCAUUUUCUUUUUUCCUCUUUCUACUGUUUAAAGCUGGAGUAAUGUUCUGAGCAUUUUCUAUUGUUAUUGAUGUUGGUUGUGUUGGUAUUUAA
Molecule: messenger RNA, 1725 nt
Organism: Hevea brasiliensis (rubber tree)
Lineage: Eukaryota; Viridiplantae; Streptophyta; Magnoliopsida; Malpighiales; Euphorbiaceae
Product: heterogeneous nuclear ribonucleoprotein 1
Exons: 2
Coding region: 96-1385 (429 amino acids)
Molecular function (GO): RNA binding
Source: RefSeq, a predicted model, not a curated record